AUGUCAUUUUUCCAGAACUUUAAUACUCAUUCUUUGAGAUCGACUAGAGGGUUUAAAUUGAAACAAACUUCUCCUAUAUCUUCACCCAAGCCAGUAUCGAACACGGCAUUUCCACAUACAGCAUAUGAUCAAGAAUCGAGUCAGCUUCCGUAUCAGACAAUAAAUUUGAAUUCCAAUGGUAAUGAGGGUCAACCUGUUUCCACCCACAAAGACAUUAGAAACUACGCGGAGCAUACCUUGGGUUCUGACAAUGCAUUGAUUCAAGCGGUUAAAUUGCCUCAGGAUGAGGAUUUGAAUGAAUGGUUGGCAAUCCAUGUGGUUGACUUUUAUAAUCAAAUAAAUAUGCUCUAUGGCUCAAUAACUGAAUUCUGUUCGCCUCAAACAUGUCCGAGAAUGAUCGCAACAGAGGAAUACGAAUACUUGUGGCAAGAAACCAACCCUACUUCUAAUGGAUCGACACUGCCAAAGAGACCGGUGUCAUUACCAGCUUGUGAAUACGUUGAAAAUUUGAUGAACUGGAUUCAAAAUUUUUUCGACAAUGAUAAUAUAUUUCCAUCAAAGAUUGGUGCACCUUUUCCCCAACAGUUUCCAUCACUAGUGAGAACUAUUUUCAAAAGACUCUUUAGGAUCUAUGCUCAUAUAUAUUGUCACCAUUUUCAUGAAAUAACGGAGUUGGGUUUACAGAGCCAUCUUAAUACUAGCUUGAAGCAUUUUGUAUUAUUUUCAAAUGAAUUUGCUUUGGUCAGUCAAAAAGACUAUGGUCCUUUAGAAGACUUGGUAGAGACAAUGGCAAAGAAAUAA
This is a messenger RNA of Priceomyces carsonii, 801 nucleotides long. RefSeq names its product Mob1p (gene MOB1). The record is from RefSeq and is a predicted model, not a curated record. NCBI's taxonomy places the organism in Eukaryota, Fungi, Ascomycota, Pichiomycetes, Serinales, Debaryomycetaceae. Bases 1 to 801 code for a protein of 266 amino acids. Gene Ontology annotation, cellular component: cytoplasm; nucleus. Gene Ontology annotation, molecular function: protein kinase activator activity. Gene Ontology annotation, biological process: positive regulation of protein phosphorylation; cell division; signal transduction. The transcript has a single exon.